Molecule: messenger RNA, 7021 nt
Organism: Phalacrocorax carbo (great cormorant)
Lineage: Eukaryota; Metazoa; Chordata; Aves; Suliformes; Phalacrocoracidae
Source: RefSeq, a predicted model, not a curated record
CACUCGGACCACACGGUGGGGCUGUCCAGCACCUGGAGCCGCCCGCUGUACUGCUCGCCGCUCACCGCCCGCCUCCUGCACCGCCGCCUCCAGGUACGUGCGCCCGGCCCCGGCCCCGGCCCCGCCGCCCGCCCCCGGUCCUGACCCCCGCCCUCACCGCCCGCCCCCGCAGGUGCCGGCGCGCUGGAUCCGGCCGCUGGAGGUGGGGCAGAGCCACGUGCUGGGCGAGGAGGUGACGGUGACGCUGCUCGACUCCAACCACUGCCCCGGCUCCGUCAUGUUCCUCUUCGAGGGCGCCUUCGGCACCAUCCUCUACACAGGGGACUUCCGCUACACGAGCGCCAUGCAGAGCGAGCCGGCGCUGAGGGGCCGCCACAUCGACCGCCUCUACCUGGACAACACGCACUGCCACCCGCAGCGGCCCCUGCCCUCGCGGCAGCGCGCCACGCGCCAGGCCGCCCACGUCAUCCGCACGCACCCGCGGCACCACGUUGUCAUCGGUGUGUACAGCCUGGGGAAGGAGACGCUGCUGGUGGACCUGGCGGUGGAGUUCAGCACCUGGGUCGUGGUGAGCCCCUGGCGCCUGGAGCAGAUGCGGCUGCUGGAGCUGCCCGAUGUGUUCACCGCUGAGGAGGGGGCCGGCUGGAUCCGUGCUGUGGACGUCACCGAGAUCCGCUGGGAUACCCUCGUCAGCUGGAACACGCUGCACCCUACCAUCGCCAUCCUCCCUACCGGCAGGCCCGUGAAGGUCACCCACCCCAACAUCCACCCCAUUCCCUACUCGGAUCACUCGUCCUUUUCGGAGCUGUGCGAGUUUGUGCAGUGGCUGAAACCUUGCUCGGUCAUCCCGAUCGUGAGGGGCAGCACGUGCCAGGCGUACUUUCAGAAGUACCUAAGUUCUGCCCCCCAGGCACUUCCUGACCUCAAAAUCCCAAAGCCUGUGCAAGAGUCUGUACAGCAGCAAAGGAAGGGGCAGGAACCCACGUGUCUCUUGAAAAGAGCUGCCCGGCGUUCUGGGCCCCGAGGAGUUGUUUAUGAGUCCCCAGAGAAACAUCCUGAGAAAUCUGAAGAGCUGACAGGCGUUAAAGUUCUUCAGCAGAGCUACUGCGAGUCGGCUUUCUGCUCAGAAGAAGGCUGCGCUUGUCACGCGGGCGAGGAGAAAGGGCAGGAAGAGCCGAGUGGAGAAGAGCCAGCAGUAGCAAGGGCAGCUAAUGCUGUUGGCCAGGCACCUUCUUCCAAUGAGCACUUUCCAACUGGAUUUGCAGAGCAGUAUUUACUCACUCCAUUAAAUGUCCUAAAGCAGAAUUCCUCACAGAAAUUUGACAAGCUGGUGGAAGAUUUCUUUAGGAGGGGAGAAACAUCCUGAGAAAUUGUGUGGCACUUGCCAGUGCAGUUGAUAGCAGUGAUUCUAGAGGUCUUACUACUGCAUCCCAUUCUCUGUGCUCAAGUUUCCCAUCGGAAGUGAGGAGCUCAGCUAUGGGGCUCUACUUUCUUUACCUCUUAUUAGAGGACAAAGAGGAAACUAGAGCCAGUAUGUAGAUUUUUCUUAAAAUUUAUUUAUUUUUAUAUCUCUGUCUACAUCUGUUGGGUCUCCACAUCACACUCGGGCACUGUGGUCCCACUGGGAGUGUGCCUUGUAUCUACUUGUUGCAGUAACUUACCCGUCUUGUGACAAAAGAUACUGCCAGGUCGAUUCAAGUCGAGCUGCAAGAGGGCGUGAGCUGCCUGCAGCUGAAAUAAUUAAUGGGGAUGGAUGUGAUAAAGAAAGAAAGAAGGGGGAAUCCGAGAGCCCCAAAGGUUGUUCUUGCUAUAUCUCUCUAAUGCCUCAUUGGCAAUGAAGCGGUUCAUUCCAAGAUGCGUUACAAAUACUAUGUGUUAAGGUACAUUUUAAAAAUGCUGCUUAAAGAAAUCUAGAAAAUGAAGUCCUUCUAACUCUACUAACCUAUUUCUGUUAAUCUGCUAAUACCUCCAGACAGCACUGCCUGUGUAUCCAGCCACCUGCACUUUAUGCACGUCUGCUCUCCUGAAAGCACUGUCCUAAUGUUAACUGCCAAUGUCUUUUCAGGUUACUGGCUGGAAAAAAAAUAGGAAUUGUCUGGGUUCUUGAGUUCUGGACUUUCCGGAAUUGGUUACUAGAGCCUCUGCACUCAAGCCUGCAAGUCUGAAUUCCGCUUGACUGCAAAGUGCUUCUGGCAGCUGCCAGUGUUCUGCCAGGCCCACUGCCUUCCCAUCCACCGCCUGUUAUUAUCACGCAGUGGCAAAUGGGAUGGAAGAUAACGGACAACCACUUAGUGGUGUCAAGUGCUCAGUCUUAGCAGUAGUGUUUGGAAAGAAAUGCUGCGGCUGAACAGCAAGAUUGGCUCUGUUAGUUAGAGGUCAGGCACUUUCCCCCUCCAGAUCAGCUGCAGAGAGCCGCAGCCUGGCUGGCGCAGUGUGACUAGCCAGCGGGUACCCGCCGCGGAGCCUGGCAACUCUGUAGUUACCCGUGCCAGAGUGCACUAGCAGCAUUACAGGUUGGCUCCCGUGGGGUCAAGGCAGAACACUAGAGUGGAAAUGGUCACUAGGCACUUUCCUAGAGCAACAAAACAGCUUGUUGUUCAGCUUUUUCUAGGCUCCCUUUUUGUCGCUUUCAACACAAAACGUUUCAUGUGAUCCCAAUCAGCAUCGGAGUCUCUUCUGAAUGUACUGUCCUGCAAGGUCUCUCCAAGACCAGUCAGCAAGAUGGGCUGAAUUCCUGGAAUCGAGUCAAAGAAGCGUUUGCUCUUUGAGGAAAGCUAGGGCUUGUGGAAAGCGAAGAUGCCUGCAGAUGCAGCAGCCAUGCCUGUUAAAAACAAGGGUCUCCUGAACAGUAAUCAUGAUGACAACCAGAGUGGGUAUGUUUGCAAAGCUGUUUGGCAAACAGGAGUCCUAACUCCCAACCCUGUGCCUUCCCAGGCACUGCUACGUUCAUCACGCUAAUGUAAGGAAUGCCUCUCACUGGGCCUGCCUUUUGAUUGUGGCUGCCAGCUGCUAAGGGGAUGGGGGAAGUGAUGGAGCAGUGUUCUGUGAAAUACACUUCAAAAGGGGCAGCUCAAGCUUCUUGCUGUGGUCUGUACGGCCCUGCUCCGUGGAGGUUUCUGUAUGGCUUAUUUGCUAAUCAAAACUCAACUGCAGAGCCCCACCAGGUCAGCGUGAGGGGUGACAGCUGCAUCUUCUGUAACAUCUGAGACUGCCAGGAAAUAAUUGUGCUGUGCUUGUAGUGUUUUGUCUGCUGCUGGCUGCCUUGGAGAUGCAGGCUGUUAUUUCAAUAUUGUUGAAAUUUGACUCAUUUGACAGGCAGGUGAGCGAAGCACUGCCUGAACUCCCAGAUGCCACGUCCUGCUUGCAGCCUCUCCAUUGCUGAGAAGGAAUGCUUGCCUUCUGAGUCACUCCUCCAUUUAGGUAUGUUGCAAAUAACCUCAGAGAUCUGAUGCAUUUCACUGCUGAUGUUUUGUGGCAUCCAGCCUUUCCUCCUUUGUUCUUAAAAUCAACCAUUCUUAUCAAUAAUUUAUUCAAGUAAAGUAGAGAACCUCCUGGUGAACCUCUGGGCAAAAUGGGGUGGUUAAUUCUUUACAGAGGUAACUGAUCACACAAAAAGAAGCGAAAAUUGCAGAAACUUCAGAAGCUGGGGAUCUGUGACCCAUUUCUUCUGCAGUUUUAACUAAGCGUUCAGAAAUGCUGGCUUCUGUUACUAGAGCUUAAAAGGUAAUUCCUGCCACUUCAGAAAGAAAUUAUCCAAAUUAUAUAGAGCCAAUGAAACCUAAAAUCUCUCUGUGGUUUUAAAAGGCAGGAGAGACUUGACCAACAGUCAGCAUGUUGGAGAUCCUCGCCCCGGCACAGCAGGUGCAUGAGCCAUUUUGGAGUGACACAUGUUUCCUCCCUCUCUUAGGCAUUAAAAUACUACUUUUCUGUGUUACCGUGGAAAACAAAACAUGGCCCUGGGGGGAGAACUGGCAAUAUAGUAUUGCUGACUCUAAGGUUUCUGAGAAUCCUUCAGCUUCCCCUGAAGUCUCCUGGCAGUAAAUAGCUGGCCUCUUACAGGCCUUGUUCUCCCUCAUGCUUGCCUCCAAAAUUUCCCUCUUUUCCUAGCACCAGCCUAGCUCACAGCAGAGUGUUGGUACAGCAGAGUGUUGGUGCAGCCGAGAGCUGGAUUGUCUUGUACACUGGGGUCUGAACACGCUGCUCCCAGCUCAGCUGCGCAGGGCUCUGUCAACACUGCUACCAUGGGGGUGUGUUGCUCACAACGGUGACAAUGAGAAGCUGUAGCCAAGUAUUAGCUUGACUCUGGGGUGCUUGGAAACCUACAGUUAUCCCAGCAGGAAGAAAAAAAAUGGUGCUCGGACCGAACCCUCCCAAAUCUAUAUUUGCAGAGCAUGCCUGAGCUGCUUAUCUCUGUUCCACAGUUGGGAACAGAGCCCCAGUGGGAUGAAACAACCCACCCAAGGCCUUACAGAGGAGCUAGGAAUGAGACGAGUUGCUUUUGGCAAGUUUUCAGCACUGUUUUCGCAAGCUGUGAUCAAACGCUGGUAUGUCAUGGGGGCAGGGCAGGCUUAUGGUUCUGGGAGCAGGGCUCCCUGCUGAGCUUCCUCACAGUUGCCUGUGAAAGUCCAAGCACUAUACUAGGGACAGUUUAUUUGGCUCUAGCCUCUCUAAAACAGAGUAGAGAAUCGUGAAGGGGUACCCUGCCUAUGCUAUGGAGAGAAGGAAAUGUACUCUCUAAGUUUAGGUUGCUACCAAGAGACCAAGGUAUAACACAACGAGCUCAUGUGCUCCACAGCAAACAAGUGUAUCAGGUAGCUUUGGAGGGAAUACCCCAGAGCACCCUGCUCAGGAGUGUUUUUGUCUCUGCUUCCUGGCCUACAAGGCUAAACCACGAAAGAGCUGCUGUCCAUUUCUGCAGUGCAGUUGUUUCUUACUGUUACCCUAGUUAAAAAGUGCGUAAGGGGGAAAUCUUUUCCUCACCAAGAAAACUAAUUAAAUGAGUUUAUACAAUUUCCUUUAUGGUGUGUUGUAGCUUUGGGCUUACUCCAAAUUAACCUUAAAAUCUAUGGCUUUGUGCUCUUUUAUGGGCCCCUCUGAAAGAGUAGGACGUGUAGAAAAGGAAAGGUAAAGCCACCCAGAUAAUCAUGAGGUGCCUUUGUCAAAUGAGCCGCUGUCUGGGUAUGGUAUUCUGUGUGCAUUUGUGGUUACUCCUGCUAAAUUUGGGCUCUUUUGCUAAGGCCGCUGCACUGCCCAAGUUUUCUUUGCUGUCACUUCGUACUUGGCCAAAUGCCAGCCUCAGCACAAGCAGCCGUGAGUGUGCAGUAAGUUGUUUGGGACAGAGCACACUUGACAGCGAGCUUCUUGGCCCUGGCUCAGGGAGUCUAGGACUUUGUCAGCAGGUGCCCGGGAAGAUGAGAAUGAUUUCAUUUUGUGUGCAUGCUCCACUCAUGACAGACGUGCAGCGUGGAGCACCACGUGGGGUGGGUCCUGUGCUUGCUUUCCAGGCGUUGCUACCAGUAAAUGAUGGAGUGUAGGACUCAGGCCCUCUGCGAAGCCGUGCUCCUCACUCCAACAGGCAGGAGCUGCAGAACUCCAGGGAGGAGGAGGGAGAGCCCAGGGAGGCGAGUUCCAGUGAGCCCAGAGCGCAGACCGUGACAGGCUCCCUUGGGUUUCAAGGGCCUCUGAGCCAAGCCCUCGCUGAAGUGUGUGCCAUGCUUUAUUGGAGUUCACUGUAAGCCUGAAGAAAGUAAGGCCAAGAGAAGCGCAGCCCCCGAGUCCUCCGUGCAGAACCAAGACCCUCCCUUACCAGAUAGUACAGAGGGGUGAACUUCGAAUGGUGUUUUGUUGGAGAAAGAAAGUGGAACAUGUGAUUUCUUAAAUCUUAAGCACACACAGGUUACUUGUAGGAUUUUGCACAAAGAGCAAUACUGUCCCAUUCACGCUUCUCUACUGGCAGCUGCUUGUCUCACUGUCCAUUGCUAUGUUAUUUAGUGCCCCAAAUCAUGGCUGCACUUAGAGGUGCCCAGCAUGCUCUCGUGGAACAAAAAGCUGCACUGGAGUUUCUGCAAAGCAGAGACCUUCCUCAGUGCACCCUGAGCUUUCUGUCUCCCCAGGGAAUCCGACAGUGGCCCUGAGGAUGGUUUAGAAGGUCGCUUGUGUAAUGCCACCAAGAUGAAGGCUCCGUCAGAGUGCGUUCCCAGAUCAGACUUCUAGCGUGUGGCUGCACGAACUCUCCCACCCGCCUGAGGUGGAGUGCUGUGCUGACUGGUGGGGGCCUCCGCCGGGGAAGUGACUGGCGGGAGGACGGAGGUGUCUCUGUGGGGAGAGUCCAGCCCCUGCAGUGAGGGAUGCUGUGGAGCGUCCCCAGAAGCACUUUCAUUCCUGGAGCUUGUGUUGCUUUCAGCAGCCUCGGGGAGCCAGUUGCCUUCUGCAUUUCAGAAGGAUCAGUAGAGUCUUGUGUCCUUGUGUGUUUAUGCUUAGCAGAUAUUACUUGGUACUUUUUAAAGAUGAACAUACAACCGUCCCUGAUCAAUGCAGUCUUUGCUUAGUGCUGGAACUCCACACUUUUUAUCUGAGGUCUGAGACCCCUCCCACCCUCGGGGAAGUUAUGUUAUUAAAUGUGCUCUGACAUUCAGUGAUGUGUACGUGUGUUUUUGCCAACUUGGCAUUGCUGCUUCAGCCUUGGACUGCUGCGACCUGUUAACGGAUGCUGUGGGGUUACAGGACUGGGUGUCCAGCAGCCUCAGAAAGCCCGAGAUGACAAUGUGCGGAGGCUUUAGCUGGGCUGGCAGUCUCCAGCUUCCACCUUGUUACCGUCUGUGCCUGUAAUGAUCUAGCUAGCAAAGAGUGGGUUGCGAGAUCAAGGUAUUUUGAUUUUUUUUAUUACGUGUUUUUUUCCCACUAAUCUUCAUUGUCAUCUGGAUGCAAACUACUAGCCUUGAUUCUUUAUGCUCGUUAGAAGGUGCAGGCUCACGCUUAUUGCAUUACUGCUCUUCUGAGUAAACACAAAGCUGUGAAAGUU